ACUUUGUAUUGCUCAUUUCCUUUCAGGCAAUCGUGUGUGUCUUUAAUGAAUGCCUCCCGCAGUGCCAAGACUUGCCACCUGCCCCGUGUUUUCCCGGCCUAGCUGGUCAAGAUGAUAGAUAGCUGGUGCCAGUGUCAGAGACAUAACAAAGGAACCCAGAUGUUAUGAGGAAGCACCUCUGCUAACAGAAGUAUCUGUCCUCUGACUCUCCAAUGUCUUCUGUCUGAUGAGUUUUAGUUUGCUCCUACUCUCACCUGAGACUAAUUUCCUCGAUACCAUUAUACCUGAAUGCCAAGCUCCAAAUGAUUAUAAGCACUCCCCACAGACUGAGCGUGGCAGGAGAUCUUCUGAUUGGGAGUUCAUACACUGCCAAUACUUCAGCUAUGGUCACCCAGAGCCACAUCACAGAGGCCACCACCUGGAUUCCAGGGGACAGGAAACGUGCUCGAGAAUUUAUAGAAUCUGACUUUUCGGAAAGUAAAAGAAGUAAAAGAGGAGAGAAGAGUGGAAAGGGCCUGAGGCAUUUCUCCAUGAAAGUGUGUGAGAAGGUUCAAACCAAAGGGACCACGUCUUAUAACGAAGUAGCAGAUGAGCUGGUGGCCGAGUUGGCUAACUCUGUGGGUCACUUGCCCACUGAUUCUGCCUAUGACCAAAAAAACAUCAGGAGGAGGGUAUAUGAUGCCCUGAAUGUACUGAUGGCAAUGAAUAUUAUUUCCAAAGAGAAGAAAGAAAUCAAGUGGAUCGGGUUACCCUCUAACUCAGUCCAGGAGUGUGAAACUUUGGAGAUAGAGAAACAAAGAAGAAUAGAACGCAUUAAAGAGAAGAGCGCCCAGCUGCAAGAGCUGCUCCUGCAGCAAAUUGCUUUUAAGCACCUUGUUCAGAGGAAUAAACAAAACGAGCAGCAAAGCCGUUGCCUCCCUGCUGGAAAUUCCACCAUUAAAUUACCCUUUAUCAUCGUAAACACCAGUAAAAGGACUGUUAUUGACUGCAGCAUAUCCAGUGACAAGUUUGAAUACCUUUUUAAUUUUGACAAUGCUUUUGAAAUCCAUGAUGACAUUGAAGUCUUGAAAAGAAUGGGAAUGUCAUUUGGGCUAGAGUCUGGAAAGUGCACAUCAGAGAACCUAAGGCUCGCCAAGUCCUUUGUACCCAGAGCCCUUGAAGGAUACGUCACAGAAAUGGCUACGGGAAGCUCAUGGGCAGAUCAGAGUUUUAAUUCCCAGACUAUUCCUUCUUCGGGGAAUACAGCUUGCACUACCACAAACGCCCAAGCAAGCUUAACCUCGGGCUUAUACUUUGACUCCGAGGUGUCCCUAACCACCAGUAGUCACCAUUCAAGCUCAGGAACGUCACACUACACAGAGUCACGAGGGCAGACCCCCUGUUGGUUUGAUGAAGAUGAAGAUGAAGAAGAUGACUCAUCCUCCAUGGAGUAGACAGAUAGGAUUACACAUGUGAGGGUCCUUAUGCCACUGCUGUUGGAACUUCCAUUCCAGCAGGGGGAAUAGAAUAAAGUGCUGUCCUGGGAUUUCUCAACACAUAAGAUUUAUAUAUAAUACUGAACAGAAACUCCGAACCCUUCAAUCAACAAGAUGUCGUCUCCUCAGAUUGGAUGUCCCCGUAUUAAUUGUGUUUUGUUUUUUUUAAUUUUUGUUUAAGAAAUUUUUCAGACUUGAUUCUUUUGGAUCAAAAAAAAAGUGACUGAAUUUUCUUUCCAUUAUAAAACUGAGCGGCCCGCCAAGGCCUGCAUCAGUAAAUACACAUAGUCCUGCCAGGGAGGAUCCACUGAAAGCUUUAGCCAUUGCCAGUAACUUAGGAAGAUGUCUUCCCAUCUGUGAUCAGUGACUGCUGCUAUUGUGUGAUUGCUGCAAUGAUUGGGGGAAAUCGGGAGAGAAGAACCCUGUUUGUAACCCUGAAUGUUACACGUGUUAAACACUGGAAGGUUUCUCUUGGAGAAAGAAGAUGGAUGUUAGGCAAUUCUGUCUUGGAGGGAGCAGUUUGUAUUCAACAGAGAUACCUUAUUUCAUUAGUCAUAGUAUGGGAAAUUUAGCCUUACAAGUCACUUGCUCUAGAGCCUCCUUGCUUCAAUGAGGGUAGAGCAGGUGUUUUGUGCUUGGCUGGAUGUUAAGCCCAUUUGUUGCCACUUGACUUCCUGAUGGUCCUUGAGUGCUUGGUUGCUACACAUGUAGCUACUCAGUGGCCUGCGGCUUUCUUGCCACCUUGUGCUGAAGUCACCUAAUGAGCUUGGCGAUGAGACUAUACACCCAAUGAGUCACAUUUUGGCUAAAUUUCCCUGUGUGAUAUGAGCAAAUCCAUGGGUCUUACAUUGAGUAAACUCCUGUUGUCGAAAUGUAAAGCUAUAUAUAUAGAUAUAUUUGUUUGUAUAAUAAAAAUUGUGGCUUGGCUGGAUGUUAAGCCCAUUUGUUGCCACUUGA
This is a messenger RNA of Xenopus laevis (African clawed frog), 2432 nucleotides long. RefSeq names its product transcription factor Dp-2 S homeolog (gene tfdp2.S). The coding region runs from base 303 to 1433 and encodes 376 amino acids. Gene Ontology annotation, biological process: regulation of cell cycle; regulation of transcription by RNA polymerase II; regulation of DNA-templated transcription. Gene Ontology annotation, molecular function: RNA polymerase II transcription regulatory region sequence-specific DNA binding; DNA-binding transcription factor activity, RNA polymerase II-specific. The record is from RefSeq and is a predicted model, not a curated record. Gene Ontology annotation, cellular component: transcription regulator complex; nucleus. The transcript is spliced from 11 exons. NCBI's taxonomy places the organism in Eukaryota, Metazoa, Chordata, Amphibia, Anura, Pipidae.